Acipenser ruthenus (sterlet) is the source of this 3673-nucleotide messenger RNA. RefSeq names its product GTPase IMAP family member 4-like. Lineage: Eukaryota; Metazoa; Chordata; Actinopteri; Acipenseriformes; Acipenseridae. The transcript is spliced from 5 exons. The record is from RefSeq and is a predicted model, not a curated record. Gene Ontology annotation, molecular function: GTP binding. The coding region runs from base 1241 to 2266 and encodes 341 amino acids.
CUGCAGUCUUUUAUUGCCAUGGCCGUCAAUAUAAACACUAUAUAAGAAUGUGUCUCCCCUUUUUGCUCUUGGAGAAUGCUAAGAAUUGACCUUCACAAGAUGGCGCCUUUUCCAGCACAACAGUGGCCACACCCGGGCUCGGUGCAGGGGCACACAGGGUACAUUUUAGUUUCCAAAUAUAAUAUAUAACACUCUAAUCUGUAGUCGUCGUUUAGUUUUUAUAAAAAUAGAUUCAUCCAGUCCUCGUUACCCGGAUCCCCGAUUCAAAACUCAGCUCUCAGAUCACGUGACACCGGGUGAAGCAUCAUUAAAUAUAAUAGUGGAUUAUGGCAAAGAUGCAGCUCUCCUUUUGUGUAAAGGUAAAGUAAACGCUUCUGUAUUUUCACAUUUCUGUUGGGGGCUAGCGGUAAAUUGCAUACGUUUCAAACAAAAAUCUUAUUCGGGGAUAUAUUUCCAUGUGGUAAUAAAAAUACUAUUAACUAAAAGGUUCAACUAUAACAGUUUCCUUCAGUUUUCUUGAACAUAUUUGUAGGAUUCGGUAUUUGGCUGAAUCUUUUGAGAUGGAUUCAGUAGUCAUCCAAAUCCCAAAUCCUUGGAUUGGGUGCAUCCCUACAUGGGACUGACCUCUGCAGUCACUAAAUGGUAUAUUGAGCUCGUCAGGCCUUUCUAAAAUUGCAUUGGAUAAACUGAGACCAGUUGUUUCAGCACCACCAGGAACCCCAAGAAAUGUUCUUUCAUUUCUGGCUUUUCAUCAAUUGCAGCUGUUCUUAUUGUCACAGACAUCGGUUCCUGAUGGCUGACAUCAGGGGUGCAGUCGAAGAUUAUAAAUAGUAUUUUGACUCCUUCACUUGUGUCACAAUUUUUUGAAGCAGUUUGUUGCUGACUGCUUUAAUCAAUUCAUUCUGAAUAUCUUUCCCUAAAUAGUGAGCAUGGGACUUACCCCUUUGAACACGUCCUACAUGCUGUUCCAUUACUGGAUCAAACUUAGCAAGCAGUUCCACUUCUUUCAGGAAGUUUGCAUUGUUUGGCAUGUAUAAAGUCUCUGAAGAAGCACGGAAAGCAAGGUUUCUUUCUGCAAGUGACUGUACAAUUGAAAUCAGGGUUAAGGAUCCUGAAAACUUGAUAACGAGUGCCAACAGUGCUCAAGUACAAUUCCCCUGCAAGUGGGACAUUGGCUUCAGGUUCCUCCGAUCAGCCGAUCCGUGUUUAUUCAGAUCACCAGCCUGGUAAAGCAGGAGCAAUGGCUUCAGGAGGUGAAGGAACAUCAGCUGGAUUUGCUGUGUCUAGUAUGCAGGGGCAGGACCAGGGCAGGUCCUCUGAGCUGAGGGUGGUGCUGCUUGGGAAGACAGGAGAUGGGAAGAGUGCCUCUGGAAACACCAUCCUGGGCAGUAAGGAGUUUGAAUCUAAAAUCAGCUCCUCCUCAACAACAAGGAAGUGUGAGAAGAAAACCUCUGUCGUUGCUGGGAGAACGGUUUCUGUGAUCGACACUCCAGGAAUCUUCAACACAGAUCUCUCUGAAGACGAGGUUAAAGAGGAGAUUGCGCGAUGCAUCUCCCUGUGCUCCCCGGGACCCCACGCGUUCAUCCUGGUGAUGCCGGUGGGGCGAUACACGGAGCACAAGCGCGAAACAGUGCAGGAAAUCCAGAAGAUGUUUAGUGAGGAAGUUAUGAGGUUCACCAUCAUUCUCUUCACUAGAUCGAAUGAACUAAAAAAGGACAAGACUAUCGAGGAGUACAUUCAGAGAGGCAGCCAGGAGCUCAGAGAGCUGGUUAGAAAGUGCGGGGGGUAUCACGCCUUCAACAAUAAAAACAAGCAGGAUCGCACCCAGGUCACUGCGCUGCUGGAGAAAAUAGAGAGCAUGGUGGCUCUGAACGGAGGCAGCCACUACACUGAUGAGAUGUACCAGCAGGCAGAAACAGCGAUCAAACAAGAGCAGGUUAGUAAAGGAAUAAGCAGAGAAGAGGCUGAAAAUUCCAACAGCUUCAUUAGGAGAUUGACGACCGUACUGACAGGCGCGGCAGUGGGAGCUGGUCUGGGGAUCUUAUUGGGAGGGGGGCUAGCAUGUAUUGCAGGUGGGGCAGCAGUGGUACCAGGGGCAGUGACGUUAGGGGUAUUAGGGGGAGUAGUUGGAGCGUCAAUUGGAUCAGAAGCAUCAGGGCCAGGCGAUGCAGUACAGAGAGUGAUCAAAGCAAUAGCAGACAUAAAACAGGAAGCAGUCGAUACAAUGAAAACAGUAGCUGUGCCUGAACACCGCAAGCAACAAUAGAAGCAACAUGUGCAGCCUAAUGCAAGCUUACCAUGGCGGAUUUAUCAUGCUGCUUACCCCAUGGUUUAAACACACUUUCACUGCUGUACUAUACUGUACCAUGGGAAUGAGACAUCAUAAGAAAUGUUUACUAUGGUUAACUAUUGUAAGAGGUUCAAUUUCUUCUGAAAAAUAAUUAAUCUUCUUCAGGUAAACAAAAUAGUUUAUUCAGGAAUCAAAAUGCAAACAGGAACAAAGAAUCCAAGGUGACACACCAGUGAUCUCACACACACGUGUCAGCUGAUGGUGUUCUGAGCUGCAUCAGUGGAGAUGUUAGUUACUUCUGAGCUGAGCUGAGCUUUCAUGGCAUCAGCGACGUUGUUUUCUUUCUGAGUUGGCAUGAUGCAGAGAUGUUGGUUUCUGAGCUGCAUCAGUGAAGAUGUUAGUUACUUCUGAGCCGAGCUGAGCUUUCAUGGCAUCAGAGACGUUGUUUUCUUUCUGAGUCGGCAUGAUGCAGAGAUGUUGGUUUCUGAGCUGCAUCAGUGGAGAUGUUAGUUACUUCUGAGCUGAGCUGAGCUUUCAUGGCAUCAGAGACAUUGUUUUCUUUGAGUCGGCAUGAUGCAGAGAUGUUGGUUUCUGAGCUGCAUCAGUGGAGAUGUUAGUUACUUCUGAGCCGAGCUGAGCUUUCAUGGCAUCAGAGACGUUUUCUUUCUGAGUCGGCAUGAUGCAGAGAUGUUGGUUUCUGAGCUGCAUCAGUGGAGAUGUUAGUUACUUCUGAGCUGAGCUGAGCUUUCAUGGCAUCAGAGACAUUGUUUUCUUUCUGAGUCGGCAUGAUGCAGAGAUGUUGGUUUCUGAGCUGCAUCAGUGGAGAUGUUCGUUUCUGGGCUGAGCUGACCAAAGAAAUACAGCACGGCGAUACAGCUAGCUUACGUAAUUUCCUUGACAGAGUACAACAUGGAGAACCAGUGCAGUGAAUUCUCAUUGAAUUCCACAUUCCAGUUUGAACCGCUUCCUCAGAUGGAGAUCAGUGUGUCUGGCAGACAUGAAGUGAAAGAGAGGUGAUCAUUAGUAAUGACGGGUUUGUUAAACUGGGCUUUCAUGUCUUUGGAUGGAUGUUUUUAUUUACAUGUGUUUCUAUUUUCAAAUCAGUUAAAAUAUCUAGAAUAUAUAGGUUGAAUACAAUUUUAAGAGCCAAGUAACGAAUUAUUUUUCAGUUUUAAUUUCUCAUCUUAAAACAUUCAAUAGUUUGACAAUUCAGUGAAUUCAUCUGAACUAUAAACAGCAAUGAUACAACUGCAUCUCUCUCUUGGUUUUUGUUUCUGGUUACAUUUUAAUUUCAGCUUUUCAGCAACAAGAUAAAAUGUAACCUUGUUUUGUUUCAAUGUGCUUGUAUAUUUUGUUUAAUCAGAUAAAAUGGAAUCAAAUGUA